AUGAAGUACGUUUGGUUGUUGGUUUUUUCAACUAUUGUUCCGUUUGAGUGGCGUGCAACGGAUGCGGCACGCAUUCUGGCGAUUUUCCCGACCCCGUUGAAAAGUCAUCAGAUAGUGUUUCGUGCUUUUGUUGAAGAACUUUUGCGGAAUGGGCAUCAGUUGACCGUUAUGACACCGAACCCUAUCGAAACGUGCAAUCCGAAUAUUACGCAAAUCGACUGGAGCAUCGCGUAUAAAGUGAUCGAGCAGGAUUCCGAUGUGGCGCGUGCUACGCAGGAACAGUGGAGCUCUCUCAGAGUGGCAGAGCAAGUGCUGUUUGUGGUGCAGUUGUUCACUGAAACGCAGUUAAGUCAUCCCGCGGUGCAAGCCUUGAUCGAGAAUCGACAAAGCAAUCAUUUUGAUGCAGUGAUAGUUGAGUAUUUUCAAAUGACACCAUUCUAUGCGUUUGCUGAAUUGUUCAACGCUCCAUUGAUCGGUAUUACCUCGAUCGAUACCGUCGCAAUGGCACACGCCGCCGUCGGUAAUGUUGCCAAUGUCGUUGCUCAUCCGGAGGUGCAUCUUAAAUUUUCUGUUGCUCGAAAUUUUUACCACCGAUUGGUUGCUUUUUUAAACAUGCUCUUCGUUGAUUUUUAUCUAAUCCCACGGGAAUUCGAAAAAUACGACCAGUUAAUUGAAUAUCAUUUUGGCUCUAAUAUGACAAAAUCGAAGCAACUGAUGAACCGUGUGGAUUUCCUGAUGGUUAAUACAGAACCGGCGCUUGGUUUCAUUCGACCUAUAGUGCCGCAAUCGAUUCAGCUGGGAUGCCUGCAUAUUAAACCGCCACAGCCACUAGGCGGAGAGCUGCAGCAAUAUUUGGACAACUCACGCCACGGAGUGAUUUACUUCAGCUUAGGUUCGUUCAUUCGAACCGCUUCGUUGACUAAGAAAAACACAGAACUAUUUGUCAGUGUAUUCAAAUCGCUAAAAUAUAACGUUUUGUGGAAGUGUGACAGUGAGAUUGAUUUGGAUGGAGCUCCAAAUGUGCGACUGAUGUCGUGGCUGCCCCAACAGGAUGUUUUAGGUAAAUUUUACUUUUGUUACAAUUAG
Molecule: messenger RNA, 1086 nt
Organism: Sabethes cyaneus
Lineage: Eukaryota; Metazoa; Arthropoda; Insecta; Diptera; Culicidae
Product: UDP-glucosyltransferase 2-like
Exons: 1
Coding region: 1-1086 (361 amino acids)
Molecular function (GO): UDP-glycosyltransferase activity
Source: RefSeq, a predicted model, not a curated record